Didymosphaeria variabile is the source of this 1209-nucleotide messenger RNA. RefSeq lists its product as uncharacterized. The record is from RefSeq and is a predicted model, not a curated record. Lineage: Eukaryota; Fungi; Ascomycota; Dothideomycetes; Pleosporales; Didymosphaeriaceae. The transcript has 6 exons. The coding region runs from base 1 to 1209 and encodes 402 amino acids. Gene Ontology annotation, molecular function: oxidoreductase activity, acting on paired donors, with incorporation or reduction of molecular oxygen; heme binding; iron ion binding.
AUGGAUGUGCCACAAAACGUCUCAGCGCAAUGGCACGAUGAAAGCCUGCAAGCCGGAGGUCCAAGCGCUCUUGACCGAAUCUGCUCGGAAGCUGACGGAAAACCAGGAGAUGUGAUACGCGUGAGCCCCAACGAGCUCUCCUUUGCCAGCGUCAGUGCUUGGAAAUCCGUUUACGGCGUCCAGAAGGGCGCACCUAUCACCAAGAACGAGUUCUGGGACAUGAUAGGUCUUGGCUUCGACGAAGGAUCCAUCGGCUCAGAGCGAGACUACCAUCUUGCGGCUCAGAAGCGCGACUUGUUCGCGGACGCUUUGUCCAAUCGAAACUUGGUACAACAAGAGCCGAUCAUGCAGCAGUUUGUCAGUCUAUUCGUGGAUAAGAUUGGGAAGCUGGGCGAUACUGAAGGGGGGAUGGACAUGGGCCAGUGGUUUCUGUACUUCGGCUUCGAUCUAGGGACGAAGAUGGCUUUUGGAGAAUCGUUCGCAUGUCUUGUGAGAGAGAGUGCACACGAAUGGCUCACCCUUGUUUUGCCUCUUUUCUUCAUAAUCAACAUCGCAGACAACUUCAGGCGACUUCCUUUGGUCGUACCAAUACUCAAGUUGAUCCCGAUGAAAUGGUUACAGGGUGUCCGCGGAAAAAUCGUCAAGUACUCCAAAGACCAGACUGCAAAACGCCUGAAAAGAUCUGGACCGCAGAAUGAUUUCUUCGACAACUGUGUCGAGAAAGUUCACAAAGGCGAUGUGACUGAAGAGGAAAUGGCGUCCCACUUGUUCACUUUCAGUGUUGCAGCAGGGGAGACCCAAGCAACGUCUAUGACUGGUAUCCUGUACUACUUGCUCAGAGAUCCGGAAAAGCGUGACGAGCUUCAGCGCGAAGUUCGAGGGGCUUUCAAGUCCACUCACGAUAUGGACGUUGCCUCGCUUCUCAAGCUACCGUACCUUCAGGCGGUGCUAAAGGAAGGCAUGAGGAUACAUCCCGCAGUGCCGCAGGGUCUGCCGCGUGUCUCGCCUGGAACAAUGAUUGAGGGUAUUUAUGUCCCUCAAGGAACUGAAGUGUACGUGUCUGCGUGGUCACCGAGUCAUGAUGAGCGCUAUUUUCAUGACCCGUACGCUUUCAAACCGGAGCGCUGGAUCGAUCCAGAUUGCCGGGAUGUCAAGGACGCAAGCCAACCGUUCGGACUCGGGCCUAGAGUCUGCCCAGGAAAGCGGUAA